This is a messenger RNA of Trachemys scripta elegans, 979 nucleotides long. Its product is annotated as fatty acid-binding protein 5-like. Gene Ontology annotation, cellular component: nucleus; cytosol. The transcript is spliced from 4 exons. Bases 146 to 547 code for a protein of 133 amino acids. Lineage: Eukaryota; Metazoa; Chordata; Testudines; Emydidae. Gene Ontology annotation, molecular function: fatty acid binding. Gene Ontology annotation, biological process: fatty acid transport. The record is from RefSeq and is a predicted model, not a curated record.
CCCUGACGUUGUCGGUCCCCAUUGGUUCUCUCCCGCAGCACAUGUUCAGGGGCAUCUGGAUAAAGACGCCUCUGGCCCACGUCUGCCUCCUACAUCGUCCUCCAGCCUCCACCUCCUGCGGGACACCUCCUAGCGAGCCGGCACGAUGAGCAUAGACGAUUUUGUAGGCAAGUGGAGCCUCAUCUCCAGCGAAGGCUUUGAGGAGUACAUGAAGGAAUUAGGUGUGGGUGUGGCCCUGAGGAAAAUGGGGAGCAUGGCCAAACCAGAUGUUUACAUCAGCAAGGAUGGAGAUACAAUCACCAUAAAAACAGAAAGCACCUUUAAAUCUUCACAGCUCAGCUUCAAGCUGGGUGAGAAAUGUGAGGAAAAUACAUUAGAUGGCAGGAAAGUUCAGACUCUUGUCACCUUAGAUGGUAACACAUUGACUCAGCUCCAGCAGUGGGAUGGCAAGGAGUCCACAAUAACACGGAAGAUAGAGGAUGGGAAACUGGUGGUGGAAUGUGACAUGAAUGGUUGCAAGUGUAAGAGAGUCUACCAGAAAGCAUGAGGACAUUGUCUCCAUACUGGAGUUUGCUACAAACGAGCUCAGUUUAGCGAACAAAGCUCCUCUACUCUCCAGGUUUUUCCUUUUCCCUGUUUUGUAGUAUUUCAAUGGACUGCACAGCUGUGUGCAAUCAUAUUUCAAAGCGAUGAUGUAACUAUUCUGAACGGUUGUGGCUGUUAAAUAAAAUUUUCAGAUAUAUGAAGUGGAGCUGUUGUCAAUAUAGUGGAAUUUUAAAGAUUUUCUUUUUCAAGUGAAGAUUUAUAAAAGCUCAUUAGUUAUGCAGGGGAGCCUAAAAUCAGUAUUAAAUCACAAAUGAUGGGGAUAUCAUCUCACUGGAAGAGUUAAGGUAUAGUUAACAGCAAACUGCAUUUUGGUUCAGAUAUUCAUAUUUCAUUGAUGAUAAAGGUAAUAAAAUUGUAUCAAGUGGAACAAUCA